AUUUUGUGUGCCUGUGUGAGUGUGUAUUUGAUGAUGAAAUCUUGCCUGAAGACUGCAUUUAUUGGAAUGAUUUGUUCUGUGUUUUUGUUUUCAUGAUUUAUUAUCUACUCAUCGCUUGCUUUUUUUCAUUUAAAAUAAAGAAAAUGGAGCAUUUACGAUAAUGCAGAAAGCCACAGCGGUCGACGAUUCAAUGUUGAGUGUCUUCAUGCGAUGAACCCACAAGGUUAUCCUAUAGGAUCUAUAGACACAAACUUGGAUUAAACAUUGGAUCGAUUAUCAUGUUCAGUCGCAAUAUUGAACCACAAAGUGGUUUGCUCAAUGGCACGAGUCUAUUCGAUAUAUGGAUGGCCAAAAUUUUCAUGACAACAAAAUUAGCUAAUCCAAAAGCCUAUUCACAGGCCAGUCGAUUUCGUAACCCGUCAAAUGAUAUUGAAUGGUCACAAUUAAAAUUGGUAGAUUUUAGUACCAUAUUUUCUAUUUGGAUUUCCUGCAUAACAUUUUCGAUCAUAAUUCUUGUCGUAGAGAUCAUCAACAGAGGCAUAAAAAACAAGUGACAUAGAAUCCACAAUAGUUGAUAAAGAGAAUGAAUGUAAAAUCAUUGGUGUGAUGUGAAAUGAAGGAAUUUUUACGGAAACUAUUCUAUAAUUUGUAGUCGGAAUUUUUUCGAGGAAUUGUUUUUAAUGUUCGAAUAAAAUCUUAUCGGAUUAAAUCUUCGUACAUUAUCUAAAACGAUUCGAUUAAUGGCCAAAUAUUCGGAAGAGAUAAAAAUCCUGGUCAUAAAUGAUUGUCUUAUAUUACAAUCGGUAAAUUUCGACAGCACGUUAUUCUGUCAGGUUACUUUUGAAAAAAAUUUUUUCACAUCAUUCCAAAAUGAUGAUGAUUUUGAAUGUAAAGUUGAUAUCCGUUCCAUUGGAUUUGUAUUCAGAGUUGUCUCUUUAGAUAAAAUGACAAAUGUUUGUAAAAUCAAAAUGGAUAAUUCAAUGGAUCAUAUCAUUUUCCACAUGGAAUGUCCUAAUCGUAUUAGACGCAACUAUCGGAUACCGAUCAUGAAGAAUAAUGAUCAUCAACGUUGCCCGGUUCCUUUAUCACAACAGCUAUCAAAUCCAACAUUACGAUGUAGUGCCUAUACUAUGAAUGAAUCGAUUAAACCUUUUCCAUUAUCUACUGAUGAGAUCAUCAUAUGGACAUUUCGUGAUUAUUUAGGUUUUAAAACAUAUUUUGAAACCAAUUAUGACGGGCCUAUGACCGAAUUUUGUGUUUCAUCAACUUAUUUUCGUAUGAUGGAUUCAGUCUAUAAUUAUACGAAUGAUAUGUCCAUUGCAUUAAAUUUAAAAGAACUUCGGUCGUUUUUAGAUUUUGCAAUGCAUCGUAAUCAAGUCAUUUCGGCCUAUUUACAAUCCGAUGGAAAACCGAUUGAAUUUAUGUUUAAAAAUUCUGAUGGUUGCUCCGCUUCAAUCAUGAUGGGCACCAUUGAUUUGAAAAACGACAGUCAACCAGCUAUUCCACCCGCUUUUCGAAUAACUCAUCAAAUAACAGAUGAUUCAUCAUCCGGUAGUGUUCUGCAAAAUGUGAGCUUAGAUUCACGUGCAAUUUCUCAUGAAAUUCCAAUGAAUCAUUCAUCAAUGGGAAAAGAAUCAAUUCACCAUGAUGUUUCAACUUUUAUCGGUAAUGUUACCAAUUCAUCACUCCCUAAUCAAUCGAUUGGUCAGCAACAAUUAUCGUUAUUGGAUCAACGUGAACAAUCAAUGGAUACCGCCAGUGAUCAUCCUAUAAGAGAUGAAUUUAUCCCGCAAAAUAUUGAUCAAAAUGAUGAUGAUAAUAACAUUGAUAUUUCUAAAGAAAUUUAUCAAGAGAUAGAAAAUUCUGAUAAUGAAUUAACGUCAUCACAAUCACAUUUUGUUUUUGGUGAUCAAAGUUUUGAACCAUAUGCUACUUUAGCACCAUAUUCCGAAUAUGAAGUAACUGAAUGAUGACAAUUAUAAUUAAACUAUUGUAAUUUUGAAA
Molecule: messenger RNA, 2004 nt
Organism: Dermatophagoides farinae (American house dust mite)
Lineage: Eukaryota; Metazoa; Arthropoda; Arachnida; Sarcoptiformes; Pyroglyphidae
Source: RefSeq, a predicted model, not a curated record